GGGGAAAGAGAGCAUGAAAGUGAGGUGUCUUGAUCAGUAGUGCACAUCUCCACCAGCCCUGUCCUGCUGUCUACCAUCACAGACAGAUGAUGUCAUCAGAGAUCUUGGUUCCCGGUUGGCUGCAGCAGCUGCUUGUUGUGCUGCUCAGAUUUACCUUGUCCUGUGCAGCCCUGGUGAACUCGACCAAUGGGACAGAGUGCAGCGCUCGAGGACCCGCGUCUUACAUCGUGGUGUUCACCGGCCACUGGAGUCCACAGACCUUCCCUAAACAGUAUCCCUUAUUCCGGCCACCUGCGCAGUGGUCCAAACUCAUGGUCGUGACCCAUAAUGAGCAGUACCAGCUGUGGCAGGAGGGGGCGCCGGCGAGCGAUGGCAUGAAGAGCUUCGCAGAGCAGGGACUCACAGUGGAUCUGGUCAAGGAUGCGAAGGAGGCAAGGAAGAGGCGAUCGGUGGGCUCCAUGUACCGUACAGCUGGAAUCCCGUCUGGCAUCGGUCACAGCUCCACAGAGGUGCUCCUGACUCCCAGGAGUCCUCUGCUGUCUCUGAUAGUGAAACUGAUCCCCAGUCCUGACUGGUUUGUGGGGGUUGACGGUCUAAACCUGUGUGAAGGAGGGAAGUGGAAACAGGAAGUGACCUUUGACUUGCACCCAUUUGAUGCGGGCACAGACAGCGGAUUCACUUUCUCCUCUCCAAACUUCCCUACAACACCUCCGGAAAACAUCACCAUGAUCACCUCUCAAAAGCCAAACCACCCGGCAAACUCCUUUUACUACCCUCGGCUAACUGAACUUCCGCCUCUGGCCACCAUAUGGCUGAAACGACAGGCCCGCUCGCCUGUCCGUCAACAGAACCGGUUGUCCAAUCACAUCCUCCCCGACGCAAGCAAACCUCACAGGUUUUCAGAAACGCCGCUGGACUGCGAGGUGUCGAUGUGGUCAUCUUGGGGUCUGUGUUUUGGGCCGUGCUCUCGAGGCGGACUACGCCAUCGCACCCGUUACAUCCUGCUGAAACCUGCCAACAGCGGUUCACCGUGUCCCGAGCUGGAGGAACAGGAGGAGUGCACACCGCACAACUGCCUGGCAGAUCAGUGAUGCAAACACUCCUGACGCUGUCCAAACGGAGAGCCCAGAUUAACCUCAUGCCAAAUGCCGAAUCACUGCGGCAGACAGCAGGAGAGCCAGAGACUGGAUGUCCCAGCACCUCUCCUCACUGGAAAAAGACAGCUCGUAUUCUGUUCAUAGAGACUUUGAUUAUGGGUGCUGUAAUCGCUGUAAUCUCUUUGUAUUUUUGCAUAAUCGCACACUAUUUUGCCAAUAUAGAUUUGUGGAAUAGAUAACUUGCAGUUGGCCGACCACUGUUUGUAUUAUAACUACACGAAUUAACAUACGCCUGCCUCUUAGAACUGCUACAGUUUUGAGUCUUUCUGGAAUAGUUUUGUGUUGAGUUUUGAAUUAAUGGCAGGCUGUACAAGUCAGCUAGUUGUAUAUUAGCAGUAAAAGAACACGUAAACCCAUAUAGAAAUCUGAUUUAGUGAAAUAUAUGCAAAUUACACAGAUAAAACACACAUUAUGUGUGGAUUUUACAUAUAUAAUGUAUAUCAGAGGUGCCCAAACUUGGUCUUGGAGGGCCGGUGUCCUGCAGAUUUUAGCUCGCAACUUUCCUCAUCACAACUGCAUGGAUGUUUCUAGAAAGGCUAUGCUGCGUCCAAAUUCACAUACUUAUACUACGCCCUAAAAAUAUGUACUUUCUUUGUGAAGGAAAAGUAUAUACUUUUGAGUGUGUAACAGAAGGGUAUGCAGGAUUUGGGACAUACUACUUCCUCGUUAACAGAUCGUUAUGAUGCUUACUUACGUCCCCAGUCAAUCAUCCACACAUCAUCUACAUUUCUGUUAUAUUUAAUUUCCUACCUUAUUGGAGAAAAAGCAGCAGGAUAAUCUCCCAUUCACGAGUCUUUCAUGCAGAGAAAUCUCCUCAGGUGUUUGGAUAAUUAUGCCUUCAGACGUUAUCAUGUACAAUCAUGUCUUCAUAUAAGUUCUUGUUGUUGUUGCAGAUGAAAUAUAACACAGAAAACACAAUUUAAAUAUUUUCCAGUGGGCUAGACAUUAAUUAACAGUCAUACAAACAACUUUAUCAAAGCCUCUCUACCUGAUGGUUGGUUUCGCACGUCCACCAUGUUUGUAGUUUGUUUACACAUUUCACCCGUUUGCUGUUCUAAUAAAAUUCACGUCCAACGCACAAUGAAUUGUGGGCAAGAUCAGCGAUUUCAGAAGAGACGGUGUGGUUUUUUACAGGAAAAUAGUAAACCAUCAGGAACCAUUGGUAUACUCUUUUCAACAUACUACAGUUUGGGACAUACUAAUUCUAUUUUCAAAUACUAUUUAGGACGGAUAGUAUGCGAAUUGUGACGCAGCACUAGUAAUAGUUUGAUUAGCUAGCCCAGGUGUGUCUGAUUGAGGUUGCUGGGGUUGCUAAACUUUGCUGGACACUGGCCCUCCAGACCCCAGUUUGGACACCCCUCAUGUAUAUGAAAUAAAAGUUGCAUAUAUGACAAAAUUUAGCAAAAAUGGCUUUUUACAUAAAUAUUUUUGUAACCAGUAGAAUUACAAAUAUAUACAGUGCUCAGCAUAAUUGAAUACACCCCAUUUUGAAAAUGAAUAUUUUUCUCCAUUUCUCAGUGAAUAUAAGCAAUGUAUUUUGGUAUAUGAAAACAAAACAGAUUUAUUAAACAUACAUAAUUAUUAAAAUAAUAUUUUAGUCACCAAACAUUUUUAGAAAUUGAAAGAUAAUACAAUUAAAUUCAAGCAAAAUAUUGCAAAAAUAAAUUACAACCUACAAAAUUUCCACAAAAAAUUAUUAUGUAUUUUUCAAUAACAUCUAAAUUUGGCUGUACUAGUUUUUGAACUGUUAUUGUAAGUUCAUUUGUUAGAUAAGCUGCUGAUUUGGCUUCAGUACUGACUUAUCAAAUGGAUAUGCACAAAUAUAAUAUUGUAUAGCUUCCUGUUAAAAUUAUGAAUGUAAAAGAUAAAUUUGUGAGGGGUGUACUUAUAUAUGCUGAGCACAUAUAUCAAUAUUAUUAUUAUUAUUAUUGUAUAUAUGUUCAAUAAUAAUUGAACAUAUAUACUACUGGAUAAAUUUCCAGUUCAUUCCCCUGUGGCGACCCCUGAUUAAUAAAUGAACUAAGCCGAGAAGAAAGUGAAUGAAUGAAUGAAUGUUCAUAUAUGGCCAUGUAAAAUUAUAGCUAAUAUAUUUAAACAUACAGUGUUCAGCAUAAAUGUGUAGUCCCCUAUUGAAACAUCAAUAUUUUAUUCAUUUCUCAGUGAAUAUAGACUAGAAUUUUUGUGCUUUUAAACAAAACCAUUUUAUACUUCAUUUAUAUCCAUUAAAAUAAGAUGAUUGUAUGAUUUGUUCAAACAAGUUAUUGCAAAAAAAAAAAAACUAAAAUAAAUGAACCUUUUCUUGAUUUUUUUCCUGUUUAUUAAAAAUAUUGUUUAAUUUUUCCCCAACAUAUUAUUUUGCGUGUUCUAAUUUUUAGACCAUGAUCUUUUAUUUUUGUUAUUUUAUUUUGAAAUUAUUUUGUUAGAUUAGUUUCAGUUUUGUCUUUACUGACUAAGCUAAUGUAUAUGGACUACUAUAUUAUUGUAAAGUAUUGAAUUUACAACAGAGAUCUGUGAGGGGUGCACUCUUUUAUGCUGAGCACUGAAUGUCAUAUAUGUAGUUUACAUAUAUUGCCAUAUAUCAGCAUUCUAUAUGUGAUAGCACCUCAACUCUCUCAUACAGACAUAAUAAUGUUCAAAAUGCAGUAUAUGCGUAGAGUUUGCAAUAUUGUGUGCUGAUAUAUCAUGUCAUUUAUCAAAUAGGGGACCGUCUAGAUGUUGCAUACACUACCUGUCAGGAGUCAGUAGUCAUUAAGAUGUUUAAUGUUUUUGAAAUAAGUCUCUUAUGCACACCCACUUGAUUAAACAAAGUAAAAGCAAUAAUAUUGUGAAAUAUUUCACAUUUUUCAAGUGUUUUCUAGUUGGAUAUAUUUGCAGUCUUCAGUGUCCUUCACAUAAUCCUUCAGAAACCAUUAUAAUGUGAUGAUUUGCUCCUCGGGGAACAAUAAUUAUCAAUUUUGACAAUGACUGUGCUGCUUAAGAUGAUAUAUUUUUAAUGAAUGGUAUAAAAAAUCCAUUUAUUUAGUUAGUUUUUUUUUGUAACAUUCUUUAAAAGAUUAAUUCAGUUCCAGAACUAAAGUUUUGCCCCUUUUCAUCCAAGAGAUUUAUUUCUUUAUUUCCUAAGUAGAAAAGAGACAGAUUUUAGAGAAUAACAUCCAUUUUCUCCACAUAAUAGCCAUAAUAAUAUGGUGCUCAGUGAGUUUAAAUGCAGCUCCAAAGGGCUCUACAUGAUCCUACCCUGGGAAUAAGGGUCUCUCCUAACAAAACAAGAUAGAGACAGAAGGUUAAAAGGUUUAUAAAUUAGAAUUGUUAUUGGUGUAAAGAACAUUUUAAUAAUCUUAAUAACUCUUUAAAGAACCUUUAGUGGAAUGAAAAGUCUCCAUGGAUGGUAAAAAUUCUUCGUCAAUAAAAAGGGUGUUUUUAAGUGUGUAUUAAAACAGAGAAAAAAGUUCAAUUGUAAAUAAUAAUUCACUAUAUUACUGGUUUUACUGCAUUUUAUUCAGUCUUGGUGAGCAUGACAGACUUAUUUAAUAAAUAAAAAUGUAAAAAUUUCAAACUUUUGACCAGUCGUGUAAAUAUGUUGUAUU
Molecule: messenger RNA, 4741 nt
Organism: Danio aesculapii
Lineage: Eukaryota; Metazoa; Chordata; Actinopteri; Cypriniformes; Danionidae
Gene: spon2a
Product: spondin 2a, extracellular matrix protein
Exons: 6
Coding region: 87-1091 (334 amino acids)
Biological process (GO): cell adhesion
Cellular component (GO): extracellular matrix
Source: RefSeq, a predicted model, not a curated record